Messenger RNA from Darwinula stevensoni, 453 nucleotides. The record is from the annotation of a GenBank genome assembly. NCBI's taxonomy places the organism in Eukaryota, Metazoa, Arthropoda, Ostracoda, Podocopida, Darwinulidae.
GGUCAGCAAUUCAAAGUGACAGAAGGCCAAGAGCUUUUCGUCCACCAGUUAGAAGCCGCAUCAGGUGCAUCUGUUAGUUUCGAUCAGGUUUUCCUGGUAGAUAACAACGGAAGUGUACGUGUAGGCACGCCGGUAUUGAGCAAUGCCAAAGUUAAUGCCACUGUCAUAGGCAACCAAAAAGGUGACAAAGUAGUUGUCUUCAAAAAGAAGAGACGUAAAGGUUACCAAAAGAAAAAUGGUGUCGGUAGUUCGGAUAACGGACGUGAUAGUAAUAGUAAGAGACUAGGAGUUAAACUCUUCGGUGGUCAAUAUGCAAAAGCAGGAAAUAUCCUCGUGAGACAAAGAGGUACUAAAUUCCACGCAGGUGAAAACGCAUACUUAGGUAAAGAUUUUACCAUUCAUGCUAAUGUAGCAGGUAUUGUUACAUUUAGAAGAGGUAAAAACGAUAGAACU